Messenger RNA from Megalops cyprinoides (Indo-Pacific tarpon), 3116 nucleotides. RefSeq names its product transmembrane protein 179-like. The transcript has 4 exons. Bases 34 to 750 code for a protein of 238 amino acids. The record is from RefSeq and is a predicted model, not a curated record. NCBI's taxonomy places the organism in Eukaryota, Metazoa, Chordata, Actinopteri, Elopiformes, Megalopidae.
CGCAGUCGCCGUUGCUGUCGGUAGCCAGCGUGAAUGCCGAAAGAGGGGAAAAUGGCUCUUGAUAAUUUCCUUUUUGCACAAUGCAUCCUAUAUUUCUUGGCGUUUGUUUUCGGCUUCAUUGCCGUCGUGCCACUUUCCGAAAACAGUGACGACUUCCAGGGAAAAUGCCUGCUUUUCACACGGGGCAUGUGGCAGAACGAGAACAUCACAGUGGCCAAGCAACGUUUCAUCGUUGAGGAGUGGGGACCGGAGUCUUCCUGCAGUUUCAUCACUUUUGUCGGGAUAGUCUCCCUCAUUCUUUCCGCGGUCCAGGCGUGGAGACUGCUCUUCUUUCUUUGCAAAGGCCACGACGACUCCAUCUUCAAUGCCUUCCUCAACCUGCUGCUCAGCUCCUUUGUGGUGUUUGCCAUCUUUGUGGCCAGCACCAUCGUCACCGUGGGCUUCAACCUGUGGUGUGAUGCCAUCACUGAGGACGGGACCAUGCCAAGCAGUUGUGAGGAUUUGCAAGACACGGAUCUGGAACUUGGCCUGGACAACUCCUCUUUCUAUGACCAGUUUGCUAUUGCACAGUUCGGCCUGUGGGCUGCCUGGCUGACCUGGCUGGGCAUCACUAUGAUGGCCUUCCUGAAGGUGUACCACAACUACCGGCAGGAGGACCUGCUGGACAGCCUGAUCCAUGAGAAGGAGCUGCUGCUGGGCCGCUCGCCCCGCCGUGGCUCAGAUGCGGAUGAGAAGAGCGGCAUGAUCUAGCCCCCGCCGGAGGGGGCGCGUUACCCGCAAACUUCUCCCACCACCGGCAGGCUGAGCAGAGGAUGAUGGGAAGGCAGAGGCAAAGCAAAUGCAACAGAACGCAAUUGUCCCAGGAAACCUUUGAUCCAAUCCCAUCACCAAUGAUAGUGGUCCACUGUGUUACUUUGCAGAUCCUCUGUGCAGUAAUUCUUAUCCUCUUUUGUGCUACAGUUGUAUUCUGAUUGUACAUAGGAUGUAGGACCAGCUCUAGUGCUAUCCACUCUAGCCCUUUUUAUGUGCAGGUUCUGUAUAAGCAUUUAUAUAUUACUGGAAGCGUAUCUUAACCCCCUAAGGCACACACCGAAGCGUAAGUGAGCAGCAAGAAGCUGUUAAAUGGGAAAACAACGCUGCAUUGAGCAUUUCUUACCACGAGCAAAAAGCCUAGUUCAGCAGUGCAAAGCUGAUAAUUCCCCACUGAGCUGUUUCAAAAGGGAGAAAAAAUAAAUGGAUCAUUAUUUCUCACCUGACAUGAUGCACAUGUACAAUGGAGGUUAUAUUACUUGAAGUGUUUGUUGCGUGGUAUCCACUGGCUCCAGUAUUACAGUAUGCUACGUAUGUCCGUGGUGAUGUAAUGAGUGGGCUGGAAAUAGAACAAGACAGGGCCCUACAGCUGUCACUGGAUUUUGGUAUAUGCUACAGAAAUGUAUUUUGGGUAAUGUGAUAUUUGAAUAUUCUACUGUAUGGCUCCCAAUACUGAAUAUUCAAAUAAUCAAACUCACUUUUACCCCAAGCACUGUAUUAAACUCCUGUCCUAUGUAAGUAAUGGCUCGAGAUUUGCUUUCACUUACUCUUUCAGACAGGAAAAUUAAUAGUAUCAAUGAAUUUUCUAUGGCUCUCCUUCAUUAAUAUUUAUAAGAAAUUAUUUCUGGAUUCUCAGUUUUCUUCAUUUGAUUGUUAAUUAGCAAGAAUUAAACACUGAUCCAAGCUACUGAUUAUGGAUAUCGCACAGUUUUUCCGUCUUUCCAGUAAACAAAUAUUUGGUCUUACCUGCACUACAUACAUGAACAUAGACAUACAGUGUAAUAAAUACAACUCAUUUUUUCCUCAUAAGAAAUACAGUGUUACUGAUUUUCCUAUUUGCACUGCACUAUGUCUGUAGGGAUCUUGGGUCAUUCUCUCUAGCUCUUUAACAGGUGAGUCUGGGGAGAGAUGGUGGUGGUGGUGGAGGUUUGUGAGUAACUGCCUGCUCCCGGUAUCUGCGUUCUGUUCUGCUGAGCCGGUCGCAUAGUAAACUCAGAGUACUUUGCAUGCUGCUACAAGACGUGGUGUGUGCUUUCGCAGUAUCACAUGUACACAACUACCAAGCACUGUAUUUUGUAAAAAAGCUCAGAACUUUAUAAAGGCACGGAUGUGAUCGUUACCUAUCUACAUACGAACUGUUUCUUACUCCUUGGGCACUAAGCUUCUCACAGGUGGAUUAGUGAGUCUUGUUUCAGACAGUUUGUUGGUGUACAGUUGCAUAAUGAACUUUUGUCACAUUUUACAGGAGGUGACUCAAAAGACAGACACUUGAAAAUGUAUUUUAAUUCCGUACCAGGCUUUCAAAAUCCUUUAUGACACAGAAACAAAAUGGCUCCAGCAGUUAUCAUCUUGCCCCAAACCCAGCAUAGACAAGCCACUGCUAUCCCAGCUGUAAGACAGCCUUACAUUCUUAAAGCUGAGUGCUCUCUACAUGAAUACUCACUCUUACCUGAAUACUCUAUUAGAGCCUGUCCCAAUGGUAAAGAUUACAUUUCUCUAUGUAAUUAAUUUAUGUGAAAGACAUAUAUUUUACCCUAAGUUAUAUUUUGACUGUAUGUCCAUACCUAUAGUUUCUAUUUCCCAUUUGGCCAGGCCUUUUGCCUCAGUUUUUAAUCAAUAUUAGCCUUUUUUCAAACCUUGCUGUGAUGUGCUAUACCACAAGAUGUGGGAGACACUUUGGUUGGCAAAGACAGUUUUAUUUAAAAGAAUACAAAUAAAAAAUAAAGGUAGAAACAAACAGAACCUUAAAAAAGGCACUUCUUUAAAAAGUGAGUGAAAUACAGCUACAAAACAAAGAUAAGCAAGGAUAGGCCAUGUGAACUUCUUAGGGAUAUUUUUAUUGCUAGAGAAGGCUGACAGUUCAGCAGGAUUUGUCUAAUAAUAAUCAUUCUGUGGUAAUAUCAAUGGUAUAUCCUCUUGGACAGCUGUUGCAUCAUAUUGCUUUGAAACUGACAUGUAACAUUUAGACACUGUCUUGCUACCUAUAAAUGUGUUCCCUGAAACCUGUUAUGUAAAGAAUACAUAUUGCAAACUGUGUUUUUUGUCAUUGCUUUCAAAUUAAAAGCAUACAUAACAUAGAUUUAAAA